UUGUAGAUUAUAGUAUUUGUAGUCCCUGUUCCAGCAACAGUAACAGUAUCUGAAUUUAUAAUAGUAUUGCAAAUAAUAAUAGUAAAUAGCAAAUUGUAUGAGUGUAAAAGAUGUUAUAAUUUAGCAUAGUAAGUAUUACUACUGGUAUAAUAUUAAAGUUUGUAGAAAACAACUUGGAGAUAUCAACAACAUCUUAAACAAUAAUGCAGUUAUGCCGAAAAAAAUGAUAAAACAUAGUGCAAGAACCUCUAUUAUUAGCACUGACAAAUCUCCAGUAAAUGAUAAAAAUUUAAUCACUCAUGUUAAUCAUUAUAAAAAUAUUAAAAUUGGUGUCGAUAAUGCUAAACGGUGGGAUAAACUCAAAAAACAAAUGAAAUUUAUUACAGAUGAUGAUCUCGUUAUUCAUUUACUUGAUCUUGCUGACUCUGACAGACAAAAUAAUGUAUGCAAGACUAUUGCGCAAUCUCAAUCCAAUGAAAAUGAUUCAAAUAAAUUAAGAAACGAUAAAUAUGAUGAUGAUGAUGAGAGUAAUGAAAAUGAUAAAAUUUUUAAGACAUCUGUAAAUAAAUCAGGUGAAAAUCAUAAAUUACCAAUGACACAUUAUUGUAAAAAUAAAAGUAAGCGUAAAAAUAAAAUAAAACAUAAAGAUAAACGUAAUACAAGAAAAAAAUUAAAAAAAAAUAAAGAUAAUAAUAAUAGUCUUAAUUUAAAUGAUGAUGAAACAUCUAUGAUAACAAAUAAUAUUGUAAAAUUACAUAAUGAAUUUGAUAUUUGUAGUAAUGGAGAUGAAUCUGUUAUACGUAAGACUGAUAAACUAGAUCAAACAGUAUUUGUUAAUGAUUUAGAUAUUAAAGAAAAUAUUAGCAAAAAUGAUAAAAAUAGUUUUAAAAAUGAUAAUAAUGAUGAGAUUAAAAAAGUAGUAAAUUUACUACCAUCAGCAUCAGCAUCGUUAGCAUUAAAAAAGCUCAAUAAUGAUGACAAUGAUUAUAAUAAUUGUAAUUUUAAUUAUGAACAAAAUAUAAAUAGUAUUAAUAAUAAUAAUAACAACAAUAAUAUAAAUGAAAGUAGUAAAGAAAAUAUUGAUAGAAAAAUAACUCGUAAAAAACGGAAAUAUUUAAAUAAUAAUGAUUUAAGAGAAUCUAAAGUAAAAGUAAUAUCAGAUAAUGAUAAAAAAGAAUAUCGACAACACCAAUUAUUACAAAACAAUGAAAAAGAGGAUCGUAAACAAAAACAUAAAUAUAAUAAUGACGUAAAAAAAAUUCAUGAUGUAAGAAAAGUUCCACAAAAUGGUAUGAUAUCAAAUAAUUUAGAUAAAAGUAAAUUAAUUUUUGAAUCAUUCAAAGAUAAAACUUUACUGUCAUCAGUUAAUGCUGAUAAUCAUUCAAACAAUGAAUUAAUGGCUACAGUAACAGCGACAAUUUGUGAUGAACCCAGAUUAGGAAUAAAAAUAUGUUCUAGUUGUAAUAGUAAUCAUGUUCAAGAUGCAUGUCCAUUGCUAUUAUCACCAGUUGAAAAAAUUCCAGAUAUCAUUACGUAUCAGCAAUGGUUGAAAAAACAUUCGAGCAAUGAGCAAGUUAUGGAAGCAGUAACGAUGUCUUCAGAAGAUCCAACAUCUGAAGGGUAUGAAUUACAAAUCAGUGAUUCUACCAGCACUAUUGACAUUGAUAAUCCUGAUGAUUAUGAUGAUGAUGAUGAUGAUGAUGAUGAUGAUGAUGAUGAUGAUGAUAAUGAUGAUGAUGAUGUUGAUGAUAAUGGUUUCGGUUUACAUGAUGAUUCUGAUAAUGAGUCAAUAAAGGCAUCAUUAGUAGAAUCAAAAUCUAACAUAAUUUUAAAUAAUGAAGAAAAAAAAAAAAAUUUAUUCAUGACUAAUAAAGAGAUUGAUAAGAGACCAUUGUAUUCACGCGAGUCAUUACCAGGAUGUUUAGAAUUAAAAAUUACUAAAAAAUCAGAUCAUGGUAUUGGAAUUUUCGCUAAAAAUUUAAUUCCAAUUUAUGUUGAAUUUGGCCCGUUAGUUGGUAUUAAUAUAAAGGAAAUGGACAUUCCAGAUGAUUUUUCAAUGCGUCAUAUUUGGGAAAUAAUAUUAGUUAACAAUAAUAAUAAUAAUAAUAAUAAUAAUAAUAAUGAUGAUGAUAAAAAAAUAUGUUAUAUUAGUACGAUAAAUCCAUUAAAAAGUAAUUGGAUAAGAUAUAUGCGACCAGCUGAUAAUAAAGAUGAACGUAAUAUUGCUGUUGUUAAUAAAAAUAAUAAACUUUAUUUUAUUAGUAUGAAAAAUAUUAAACCAGGUAUUGAAUUGACUUACUGGAUUGAAUCACAAUCUACCGCUUGGAUGAGAAAAAAUAAAAAUGAUAAAACAAAUUGUGGGGGUUGUAAUUUAAAUUUUUCACAUUCUAUUUAUUAUCGUCUUCAUUGUUGUAUAUUUCAUGAUACUAAUUACAGUUUAACUAUAAGAAAGUAUCAUUGUAAAAUUUGCGGUGCUGCUGUAUUAGGUAAAGAUAAUAUUAUGAAACAUGCAUCGGAAUUACAUUCUGGACGUGGUGCUUAUCAAUGUCAGUAUUGUAAAAAAUUUUUUUUACGAUUAAAUUAUUUAGAAAUGCAUAGAACUUAUGGAUGUGCAAAAAAUCCACAACGAUCGCGACCAUUGUGUGAUUUUUGUGGACGUAAAUUUUGUCAGCCACAAAAAUUAAAAGUUCAUAUUAAACGAAUGCAUAGUGAUAUGUCAGAAGUAUUAAAAGAAUUUCAAUGCAAAUCAUGUUUAAAACUAUUGGGAUCUCGUGCUGCUUUACAACGACAUAUGAAGGAGGUUCAUCAUAAAGAUGUUGUUGGCGCAGCAACUUGUGAUCGAUGUGGUAAAAUUUUUCAAAACAAAAGUAAUUUAAAAAUUCACAUGUUAACGCACAGUGGAGUUAAACCAUUUAAAUGUAAAGAAGAUGAUUGUAAUGCAGCAUUUACUACAAAACAAUGUCUUCAAUUUCAUUAUAAAAAAGUUCAUGGCUUAACUGAAGAAAUGAUGCCAAAAAUAGAACGAUCUGUAGCAUAUACAUUUGAUGCUUACAGUGGUGGAGUUGUUGAAGACAAUAAUAACAGUAGCAACAGCAACAGCAACAGUGCUAUUAUAAACAACACCAAUCAAACAGUCAAAUUAAAUCAAAAUAAUUAUCAAGAUAAAACUGAAGAUAGUUUGAAGAAUGAUAUAACUCUAAAUGAAUCUCAUUAUCAUUAUCAAGAGCAGCAGCAAUCUCAGAAAAAUUUAGAAAUUUCUCAAGAAGAAUUAAGUAAACCUGAUUUAUGUUUAAUAAAAAGUUGUAUUGAACCACAACAAAAAAUUGAAACUUUACAAGAAUUAUCACCGUUAUCACAUACUAAAUUAAUAAAUAAUCGCUCGGCAAUAUUAACUAGAAAUUCUACAGUAUUAUCAACUAAUCGUCAUCAGGAUAAUAUAAAUUUUAGUACUAGUAGUAGUAGUAGUAGUAGUAGUAGUAGUAGUAAUAGUAUUAUUGUUGGUGAUAUGUCGACAUCAAGAUUACAAAGUAAAGGGAGUAAAAAAUGGAUGGGUGAAUUUAAUCUUCCAUUAACUAAAAUUACUGAGCACAUUACUCAAUCUACAGUAAAAUCGACCGAAAAUUUUCUCCAUAAUGAGUUUAGUAGCGAUGAUGAUGAUGAUUAUCAGGAUAAUGAUAUUAAUAAAAACAAAAAACAAUCUAAAUUAAGUCAAGAAACUACUACAGACGAUAGCAAGUUUGUUAUAAGUUCAAUUUAUGAACGAACUGAAAGUACAAAUGCUAGUUUAUUAGUUGAAGCGGCUCUUGAUGCCGCUGAAAGAGAUAUUGGAACAGUAGCAGUAGUAAUAACACCACCAACAACAACAACAACGACAACAACAGUUGUUCCUAGUUCUGUUGUUGAUUAUUCUAAUCGUGAUCAAAAUUUCUACCCAACAAUUUCAAAUCGGCUACAAUCUCCUGUUCUUCCUCUUUCACCACCACUACAACCACCACCACCACCAUCAUCAUCAUCAUCAUUACUUAUUUCUAGAUCUCCUACUAUUACUGCUGAUGAAAAUAAUUUAAAAUCUUAUAUGCAACAACAGCAAGAUAUAGUAAUGUCUCCUUUAUCUACUACUUUAAAUGAUAAUCGUCAUCAAGAUUCUCUAUCUCCAAAUCAUGUUAAUUCUGAUUUUAAUUCGCAUCAUCGUUUAAUUGAUUCCACAAAUACCAGUGAUUCCGUAAGAAAUCAUAAUGCUGAUCAGUAUCUUCAUCCUCACCAUCAUUAUCACCGUCAUCAUCACAAUCUCAACCAUAAUCAUCACGAUAAUAAUGAAUCAUUAUGUAAUUCUUCAACAAAUAGUUAUAAUCAAUUAUUAUCUAUACAACCUUUAACUACCCUGUCAUCUACAGCCUCGAAUUCUCGUUAUCUCCAAAUUCAUCAUCAUAAUUAUCGCCAUGACGAUCAUGAUCACCGGCAUAAAGUAUCCACAGAAAAUUUAUCGAGUGAUGAAAAUGAUACUGUAGCACAAAAUUUAACUAUUUCUGUGAAAGAAAAAACUUUACAAUUAGACUUAUCAACAUCUUAUAAAUAUGAUUCACUUGAUUUAGAUUUUAAUCGUGAUAUUAAUUCAAAUACUAAUAAUAAUCAUAAUUCUGAAUCGUUUAUAUUAAAUAAUAGUAACAGUGAAUUACAGGGUCUUGAUAUGUCGGCUCGUGGACUUAAUAGUUUUGGAUUGCAAGUACAAAGUAUACGUUAUAAUCAUCAGCAUAAUUCACUAAAUAUUGAUCAAAAUCAGAGUGUAGAUCUAAGAAAAACUUUAGCUAAUUCCAUUACUACUAUGACUAAUAAUUAUUCAACUUUAUCGUCACCAUCACCAUUACCAUCACCAUCACCAUCACCAUCACCGUCACCACUAUCACCAUCACCACCAUCACCACUACCGAGUUCACAUAAUGAUAUUUUACGAGUUAUUAGUUUAGAUUUAAUGUCUAGUGAUAGAUACAGUGUUGAUUUAAGUUCGUCACGGUCUCAUCACUUACAUGCAAUUACUUCUGAAGUAAGACCCCAACCACAAUCAUUAUCAUCAUCACUAUCAUUACCAGGAGAAUCGAAUUCUAUGCAUAUUAUACCUUCAGAUAUUGUAAAUGAUCGAAUGGUAGUUUCUUCAUCAUCUCCAUUGACCACUUACAAUGUGCCAUCAUCUACUUAUCCGAUUAAUUCUGCGCCAUAUCAUUUAACAAAAUCUGGAUAUCAUCAUUAUUCAGGUUACUAUUGAAUUUUUUUUUGUUUAAGAAAAAAAAAGUUCUUUUAGAUUUUUUUUUUUGUUUCGACUUAAUUAUUUAGUAAGUUUUGAAUAAAUGUGAUUGUAAAGGAAAGUAAAAAAAAAUAACGGGAAAGUAAUGAUAAAAAUAUUUACUUUUAUUAUUUACAUAACAAUCUAUAAAUUUAUUAUUAACUGAACAACUUUUGCCCCCUUUUUUCUAGUCAGAAAACUCUAAUUGUACUAAUAGAAAUAUUCCGAAUUAUCAGACUAAAAUAUUCGACUAUUGAUUUAGUUUGAGAAGUAAUAUAAAUAAAUUAUAAAUUGAUGGUAUUCCAUGUAGCAGCAUUCAUUUUACUUCUAGUCAUAAAAAAAUAUUAACUAUUAUGUAACUGUUAAUUUUUUUUUAAAUAGUUUAAGGUAAACAUUGUUUGACUUGAAUAAAUAUAUUUAUUAUUGUUACAGUUACAAUUACAUAUUUUUUUGAAUGAAGUAAAUUAUAAUUUCUAUCUGAAUAAAUUUACUUUAAUUAAAUUAAUAUUCAUUUAAUUAAAAAAGUAAAAAUUAAAAUUAUUUUCAGUGUAUACGACUAAUAAUAUUACAUGUUUAUUUGUUUUAAAAAAUAUAUAUUGAUCAUUAAUUAAGUUUAAGAAGUAAUCAUAAAAUAUAUUUUUUUCAAUAAUUUUUUUUUUACCUUUAAUUUAUUCUUAUAAUUUAUAAAAUGUAUAAGUAUAAUAAAUUUUUAUAACUUAUAUACGUGGAAUAAUGUACUCAUUACUAUCGGAAUAAUGAUAUAAGUGCAAUUAGUCCUAGCCCCAUUGAUCCACAACAAACAACUGCAAGUGUAUCUCGAUUAUAAUUUGGGCACAAUUCUUGAUCUAUGCAUCGCCUGUAGUUAAAAAUAAUAAUUAAACUUUUAAUACUUGAAGAAAAAAAAAACAAAAAAAAUUACGUAUAUUAUAUAUAUUUUUACCAUUUUUCAAUAAAAACCACAACUAAUCCUGUAAUAAUUUUAUCUAAAAAAGUAACAAUAGAAUAGAUCAGUGCACUAUUUUCCGUUUUCAUUCCUAUAAAGUCUGCCGUAAUACUUAAUGCAGUAACCAUAGUUAUUGAACUUGCAGCUCCAAUUAAAAUAGCUAUUGAAUAUAUUACUAUUUCAUGAUUUCCUACAAAUUCUGUAAUAAUUGCUCCUAAUAUUCCAAUAAGGGUGCCCAGUAAAUAACAAAUCUGAAUUAUUAAAUAUGAAAAAAGUAAUACAAUUUAUUAAUAAUAAUAAUUUUUCUAAAGUAAUAAUAAAUAUUAUAAUUUUUCACCUUGGUACCACAUGAUUGAUUAAUAUACUUAAGUGUUAAUGAUGAUAUAAAUGAUGCAAUGUAUGAUACUAAAGGUACAGUUGCUAAUGCUUGUUUACCACCAACAUCAGUUUCUUCAAUAUAAAGUGGUAAAUAAACUGUCGCUAAAGUAAUAAAUAAUCGACUAGCAACAUACAGCAAAGCAACUCUUAAUAAAAUUCUAACACCAAUACUACUAUCUGUUGUUAUCGUUCUUGAUAUAUUAUUAUUAUUACUAUUACUAUAGAAAUAAUUUUUAUUGGUACUAUUGUUUGAUGAAUUUUCACAAUCAGUUUUUAACGACGGAAUUGUAAUUAAUGAUUCAAUAGUAUUACAAUGGUUAUUGUGUUCUAGUAAAUGAGACUUUAAUGAUGCAUGAAAUAUAAUUGUUGCAGUCACACCACAUGUUGUUACAAUUAAAACGAUAUUCUAUAAGAGAAUAGAAGAAAAAAAAAAUUAUUUAAUUUAGAUUUAAAAAUAAAAUAUCGUUAUAAACUUGUAUUAAAUAAUAAUAUGACUUAUUACUCGAAAUUUAAUGUCGUCUUGUUCACUUAAUUUUACUAUAGAAUUUUCAUUUGUUGGGAGAACUAUCCAAGUGACUAUAAAAACUAAUACAGCUGCACUUACUUGAGCUGAAUAGCUGUGUGCAGUAGUAUAUGUAAUAAAAAUAAACAAAUAAAAAACAUAAGUUAAAUGAUACCCAUCUACAUAUAAUUAAUUAUUAAUUAAUAAAUAUUUUUUAUUACUGUACCGGAUAGCUGUUAAUUCUGCUCGUAUCAAUGGUAAAUUAGUCAACAUAGGUAUCAUAGACAAAUGAGAAAUUUGAACUGCAGCCCAUCCGGUUUGAAAUACAAUUAUACUUAUAAUAUAAAUAAUCAUUGAAAUGUAAUUAUUUUUAACGCUAUCAAAAAAACUUCCAAAAAUAAUUGGAAAUGACAACGUCACAAGAACUGAUCCAAUAAUAUGCCAUGUUUUUUUUCUGUGAUAUUUAUCCACAAGUAUUCCAAAAAUUGGUGUCAUUAAAGCAUCUAUCAGUUGACCUUGGCAAUAGAAAAAAAAAAAAAAAGUAUUUAACAAAUUAUAUAUAAAUAUGUGAAAGAUGUAAAUAUUAUCGUCAUUUUAUAUAAAAAAUAACAAUGAUUAUAUUAUUUUUACCCAAUAAUAGUAAAGCACCAGCCGACAAUGGUUCGAGUUUAGCUAUUCUUUGUAAAUAUAUCAAAGUAUAUGAAAACCACAUAGCUGCUGUAAGAUCAUUAAAUAUAUGUCCCAAAGAAUAUGAUAAUUUCGUAGAAAUUGAUAUUUUUUCAGUAAUUAAUAGAGGAUAAGUUUCUUCACUUGUAAUAUUUUCCGUUGAUGAUAAUGUAUUAGUAAAUUUAGUCAUUAUUGUAAUUAUUAUUUUUGAUAUAAAUUUUAAUUUGCUUUUUAUUUUUAUUAUUUUCAGUAAUUUUUUUAUUACGAAAAACAUAUGAUCCUUUUAUCUCAACCUAUAAUGUUAUUGAAUAUAUAUGUAUGUAUAUAUAAAUGUUAAAUUUUUAAGUUGUUAGUUUUAUCUAUUUGUACUUGAGAUAAUAAAAAAAGUUUAGUUCUAAUACACAUAUAUUUACCGUUGUUGAAACAUUUUAUAGAUUGUUAGUAGUGCAUAAUGACGUCGUAUAUAUUUAAAAACCUAUUACCGCCACAAUUGGCAUAUAUAAAUAGUAUACCAUUAUAUUUAAGAUGUAACAGAGUGGAUUUUACACUAAAAACAUAAAUAUUUAUUAAGAACCUAAAUUUUAAACGUAUUAAAAUGAAAUAAUAAAAAUUAUGAUGAAGAAAAACAGACGUCUUCUAUCAUCAUUGUUGAUACAAUGUCUCGAUAUCUACUAUUAUACAACAAUAUAAAACUAAAGAGUUUUAAUACUUACUUGCAGUAUAUGCUUGGCGUAGUUUGGUGUAAUCUGAAACUGAAAGACCGCUGCACAUUACAGCAACCACACAGUAAAAGAGAAACGUGAAUGACCACUAUCAUUCUUUUGUGGAUGAGAAUCGAUACCUUGAUCCGUUCUUCUAUGGUCUCAUCACAUACAGUCAAGUUCAGUAACCGCGUUUUGUCAUUACAUGUUCAUUAUUAAUGUUUAAUUUUUAAAAAGAAAAAAUAA
Molecule: messenger RNA, 8714 nt
Organism: Microplitis mediator
Lineage: Eukaryota; Metazoa; Arthropoda; Insecta; Hymenoptera; Braconidae
Exons: 5
Coding region: 212-5260 (1682 amino acids)
Cellular component (GO): nucleus
Molecular function (GO): protein binding
Source: RefSeq, a predicted model, not a curated record